AUGGCUUCUUAUGCUUCUCCCAUUGGUAAAAAGUCCAAACAGCAGACAAUUGAAGAAUUUCUCGUUAAAGCUCUCACUCCUACAAAUUGUAAUUCACCGGAUUCCAGUAAAAUUAGAGAUCUUUCUUCUACAAAUUGUAAUUCACCGAAUUCCAGUAAAACUAGAGAUCUCUCUUCUACAAAUUGUAAUUCACCGAAUUCCAGUAAAACUAGAGAUCUCUCUUCUACAAAUUGUAAUUCACCGAAUUCCAGUAAAACUACAAAUAAAUUUAAAACACAGGACUCUGGUUGUCGUACUCCAAGUACGCCUUUAUGCAAGGGUAUUUCAUUGUCAACAGGCUUACCUUGCAAACGCCCUGUUGUUUCAGAUAACUAUUGUUUCCAGCAUAAAACUCAGAUAAAUGGUAGAAGUCCAUUCGGUAUACCUACCCCAACGCGAAAAAUUCAACUAUCAGACAAUGAUGCGAAAA
Molecule: messenger RNA, 469 nt
Organism: Scutellospora calospora
Lineage: Eukaryota; Fungi; Glomeromycota; Glomeromycetes; Diversisporales; Gigasporaceae
Source: the annotation of a GenBank genome assembly